Messenger RNA from Rhopalosiphum maidis (corn leaf aphid), 1314 nucleotides. RefSeq names its product facilitated trehalose transporter Tret1-2 homolog. Gene Ontology annotation, biological process: transmembrane transport. Gene Ontology annotation, molecular function: transmembrane transporter activity. Gene Ontology annotation, cellular component: membrane. The transcript has 6 exons. NCBI's taxonomy places the organism in Eukaryota, Metazoa, Arthropoda, Insecta, Hemiptera, Aphididae. Bases 1 to 1314 code for a protein of 437 amino acids. The record is from RefSeq and is a predicted model, not a curated record.
AUGUUGGAAUGUAUUGAAAUACAAGAGGGCAUAGUACGACAGGUUACUUAUACAAUUUUAGUGUCCUGGUGUUCUUUAACGAUCGGCAUGUGUUUGGAGUGGACGUGGCACAAUGAUGACGUGAAAACGGAAUUCAAUUGGAGUGCAUUCGAAAAUAUGUCAAAAACUCUCAUAUACGCAGGGGCAAUCAUCAGCGCUGGACCAGCGGCGCUCGUUGCAUCGAUGCAGACGAAACUCAGAGAGGUGCUAAUCAUCGGGAUAUUUUUUACGCUCUGCGGGUCAAUUGUGCUCAUGACGUGUUCGACUAGCGCGUUGUCGACACUCGUUGCAGGACGAAUUCUGCACGGUAUGGGUGCUGGGAUUGUGUGCGUUGUCGUGCCCAAUUACGCAGCAGAAAUCACUGAGCCGAAGUACAGAGACGUGUUAAUUGGUUUGCAUCAUGUACACUUGUUAUGUGGUAUGAUUUUGUCACACAUCGUCGACGAGUAUAACAUGGAUUCAUAUAUGAUCAUGGGAACUGUAGCUAUGGCAAUUUUAAACUUGAUAGCAUUAUAUGUCAUCGAAGACCCACCAUAUUUUCAGCUGAUAUUUUAUGAAAACCUGCGAAAGAGUGAAUCGGAUUGUAAAUAUAUUGAUUUGUCGAGCAAUAGUUGUCACAGUAUGUUAAGAAAACGAGACAUCGACAAAAUAAUAUACUUAUUUUCGAUUUUCACGAAAAAACAAUAUUUUCGUCCAUUGUUGGUUAACAUCUGUUUAAUAAGUAUCCAACAAUUUAGUGGUAACAUUUCAUUGAUGUAUAAACUACAAUGUACAUAUGGAGUAUUAGUAUUUCCAUUUAGUGGAUUGGUAUCAACUAUGACUAGUAUCUUACUCAUUUCAUCAAUGUUUUGUUUACUAAGUCUCAGAAUUUUGGGAAAGAAAUAUAUAUUAAUCAUCUCAGGACUUGGCAUGGUAAUCACUUUAUUCUUGGUUAAUAGCACGUAUUAUAUGAAUAGUAUGGACUCGUUAUGGUUACCAAGUUUAAUCUUUAUCUAUAUUAUUUUUUAUUCAAUUGGAUAUGGUCCAUUGCCAUGGAUUUUGAUGCCUCAAAUUUGCCCAAGAAAAUCGAAAUUGUGGACAUCUGGCGUCACUGUAAGUCUAUACGCUUUUUUGAAUUUAAUCAUUAAUCAACCGUUUAUUGACAUUAAAAGAUAUAUGAUAUACAUGCUAAGUGGAGUGGAUAUUUUUCUAUUGAUUUUUACUGUUGUAAGUACUAUUGGUACUAUUUUUGCAUUUUUGUUCAUACCAAAAAUAAAAGACCGUAUUCCGUCAUAA